CGGCGCCAUCGCAGCGGAGCGAGCGGGGCCGGGCGGCAGCAAGACAGUUUCAUGGCAUCUCUGUUGAUUUGUGAGUAAUCAGAAAUGCAAAUAGCCCCUGAGGAAUCAAGCUAAACUGAAAGAAACAUUACUUACAAACUUCAAGGAGUAUAUCAUGGAGUACCAGACUGAGGGAAAGGAGAAGCACCAGCAUAGCUUGAAUUUACUAGAUAAAAUUAAGAAUAUGAAAGAAUUAGAAGAAAUGAUUGAUGUGGUGCUCAUAGCAGAAGAGGAGAAAUUUCCUUGCCACAGACUGGUCCUCGCUGCAUUUAGUCCUUACUUCAAGGCUAUGUUCACCUGUGGACUACUCGAGUGCACUCAGAGGGAGGUCGUACUCUAUGACAUCACAGCAGAAAGUGUGUCAGUGAUACUAACCUACAUGUACAGUGCAGUUCUGGACAUCAACAAUGCCAACGUACAGACCGUAGCAAUGGCUGCCUAUUUUAUGCAGAUGGAAGAAGUCUUUAAUGUGUGCCAAAAAUAUAUGAUGGACCACAUGGAUGCCUCCAACUGCAUAGGAAUCUAUUAUUUUGCAAAGCAAAUAGGAGCAGAAGAUUUAUCUGAUCAGUCAAAGAAGUAUUUAUAUCAGCACUUUGCUGAGGUAAGCCUACAUGGAGAAAUACUAGACAUCGAAGCUCACCAGCUUCUGGCACUUAUUAAGUCUGAUGAUUUGAAUAUAUCCAGAGAAGAGAGCAUUCUGGACUUGGUUCUGAGAUGGGUAAAUCAUAACCAAGCAUUGCGUACAGAGCAUCUUGUUGAACUUUUGAAGCAAGUCAGACUGGAACUUAUAAAUGCUUCUUUUCUAAGACAGGCCCUAAGAAGGAACACGAUGCUCCUUUGUGAUAGUAGUUGCAUCGACAUGAUCCAGAAUGCAUUCAAAGCCAUCAAGAUGCCCCAGCAGCACUCCCCUAAUCUUCGCUAUGGCAUGGAGACCACCAGCCUGCUGCUUUGCAUUGGGAACAAUUCUUCUGGAAUCAGAUCACGGCACAGGAACUAUGGGGAUGCCAGCUUCUGUUAUGACCCCAUGUCACGGAAAACCUAUUUUAUUUCAUCCCCUAAGUAUGGGGAGGGUUUAGGAACAGUAUGCACUGGGGUAGUCAUGGAAAACAAUACUAUAAUUGUGGCUGGAGAAGCAACUGCCUCCAGGCUCUCUAGACAAAAAAGCAAGAAUAUUGAAAUUUAUAGGUAUCAUGAUAGAGGAAACCAGUUUUGGGAAAAGUUAUGCACGACUGAAUUUCGAGAGCUCUACGCUCUGGGCAGCAUCCAUAAUGACCUCUAUGUCAUAGGAGGACAGAUGAAGAUUAAAAACCAGUACCUCAUCACAAACUGUGUUGAUAAGUACUCCAUAGAUCAAGACAACUGGAAACGAGUGUCUCCCCUUCCACUGCAGUUGGCCUGUCACGCUGCGGUGACAGUGAACAAUAAACUGUAUGUCAUCGGAGGCUGGACCCCUCAGAUGGAUCUUCCUGAUGAAGAGCCGGAUCGAUUAAGUAACAAACUGUUGCAGUAUGACCCCAGCCAAGAUGAAUGGAGGGAGCGGGCACCCAUGCAGUACUCUAAGUACCGGUUCAGUGCUGCCGUCCUCAACUGUGAGAUCUACGUUCUGGGUGGAAUUGGCUGUGUGGGCCGAGACAGGGGACAAGUUCGGAAAUGCCUUGAUGUGGUGGAGAUCUACAACCCUGAUGGGGACUUCUGGCGGGAAGGCCCACCUAUGCCAAGUCCCCUCCUCUCACUGCGAACCAAUUCCACCAACGCGGGUGCAGUGGAUGGGAAACUCUAUGUCUGCGGGGGAUUUCAUGGAGCAGAUCGCCAUGAGGUUAUCUCCAAAGAAAUUUUGGAGCUGGACCCUUGGGAGAACCAGUGGAACGUUGUCGCCAUCAAUGUCCUCAUGCAUGACAGCUAUGACGUCUGCCUGGUAGCUAGGAUGAACCCCCGAGACCUCAUCCCACCACCUUCAGAUCUGAUCGAUGAGGGUGGUGACCACCGAGGGCAAAGAUGAGGGUCGCGCAGCUGGAGGGGCCAUAGCCUGGCAGCCAGGUCUCCAAAUGCACGAGCCAGCAUACUGUGUGGUGCUGAUGUUCUCAUUGCAUGCAGAGCGGCCGCUGUGUAAAGCUGCACUGAGCCGUGCAGGGCUGGCAGUACAGGGUCUUCCCUUAGAGGCAUCCCAGUCUAAUAGAGUAGAUAGGGUGGUGAUGAGGUUCAUGAGAGUGGGGCAAGGAGUCCAAGGAAGGCAGCGCCUCCUCUGCUGGGGGCUCAGGAAUACGGCCAAGCAGUCCCAUGGGUGCUUUUGAUGAUGACAUCCUGGGAGAGGCCAGUCAAAGGCCCUAAAGUAGGAAAGCUGGUGCCCGUCUGUGGCAUCUAGUCUAGCCUGGUCACAUGGCUUGCACACAAGAUUUGUCCCUGAGAGUAGAAAGCUUAUAACUAGGCGACCAGUGCCUGAAAGAGGAAGGAGCAUAGGUCUAGGCCUGGAUAGAGGAGCCAUCUUUCUUGGGGUUUUGCCCUAACUUAGUCUGUCUGUUAGAACUGCCCUGACCUACAGCAACAGUGCCCACUAUGGGCCAAAUGUUCGUACCUGAGCCCAGCUCUGUUUGGACCAUGGGCCACAGUGAGCAGAGCAUUCCUGGACACAGGAAUUGGGGCUAGUCCUGCAUGUCUAGACUGAACCUGCCCAGAGCCUUGGCCCAGCUCUCAGCUGUACAGGACCAUCCUCAGGUUGACUGAACAGAGCAGGUCUAAACAUGGGGGCCCAGGCUCUAGUGAGGAGAGAAGAGACGCCUAUUGCCUCCUUCAGAUCCCUCUCCUGGCUGGGAGGGUGAGGUAAAGCCUACUUCAGGGCGAGCAGGGAACAGUGAGCUCUCCCUAGAUAUGUUAGGGAUGAUGUGCAAAUUACACUUGGAAACCCAUCUAUUCUGUUUCCAUUCAUAUUUCUGGAUGCACAGCAGAUCCAGUUGGUGGCUGUUCAACAACUUCACAAGAGCUCCCGUGUAAGCAGAGCGGAUGCCCUGGGAUCUUCCUGGAGAACAGCAAACCCUGCAUGGAGACUGUGUGUGUGUGUGUGUGUGUGUGUGUGUGUGUGUGUGUUUUCUCUCCAGGUUCAACCCCUCCCUGACAGGAUAGGCAGGCUCAGUCAAACGGAACCACUUGACCUUGUUUCUGACACCAAGCUGGGAAUUCUGGGGGCCCAGCACAGGUGUGCCCCAGAAUGCUACACUCUGGGAGGCAGGGACCAUGCCUGUCUCUCUAGGGUCACCCCUAAGUCCCUGUUGCAUGGGUGGAGUUUGGCGUGAUCUGAGCCUGUAGGGGACGUCAAGUUCCAGUGUCCUCAUUCUGCCCCCUAGUGGAGGAUGGUAAACUGAGGUUUCCUUUUCUGAGGCAAACCAGAGCUGCUCCUCGCAUUGGCAGCCAGGAUGGGGAGAGGCUUUACUGUGCCUCUGCCCCCCUGACUCCCCUUCCAGAAUCCCUGUCCCUGCUCACCACCUCGGCUUGUUAGAAGCGGCCUGUCACCUGGAUGGUGGGCUGUAGUGGCUUAUCUUCUGAAUGCACUGGCCACUUGGCAGCCAGGACCAUGGCAGAACUUUUCCAAAUCUUGCCUUCCUAUACAGAAUGGGAAGGGAAAGCCCACAUCCUUUACAGGGCUGGUGUGUGGACUGAGUGAGAAAAUGCUGAGUGAUAGACCGUGUUAAACACAAACACCAUGAACAGGCUUUCGCUGCUGGCCUUCUUACUGCCACCAUGCAUUUCCCAGGACUAGGGGCAGAACAAGUCAGAGCCCAGCCUUAGGGAGUAUUAGACUUCAGCGAGAGAAGGGAAUGUGUUUCAGUUGUUUCUGAUUUCCCCAUGCUUGGCUACUUAGCAGUGAUGAGGACUCCCUUGGGUCUUCAGCCCCUUGAGAACAUAAGUAGACGCCUCCAGGGCAUCAUGGGAAGUGAGAGUCAUCCUGGGCUAGGACACCAUCGCUGUCAAUGCUACCAGGUAUGAGAAGGCAGCUUUGCAAGGAAGCUGCUGGGGAGGACUCAGGAGAGUGGCUGGACUCCCUGGAGCAGUUGUGCCGCAAGCUGGAGGAGAGGCAGGAGCUGGGACUAUUCUCAGCCUGAUUCCCCACAGGUGCGUCCAAGGUCUGGGAUAUCUGCUGUGAAUUCCCUUUGUUCUGUAUCCAGAACCAGAGAACAGGCUUGUGGGCUUUAGUGCUCACUUUCAGCUCAGGGCUUCUUGUCUGACUCUCCUAUUUGUGAUUCAAAACAACCCGCGCUGCCCUCCCGGAGAACUAUUGUUGGAGAUUCCAUUUGGACAGACCUCCUGUUACUCCUUCACUGUCACUGAAGGGCUUCUGACACUGCAUGAAGACCCUUAGAAAAUGCCUGCUACUGGGGCCUCUUAUCUUUGUGAGGCAGGAUUGCUGGGCGCUGAGCGAGGAAACACAAUGGGGAAGUAAUUUGGAUGCCGGGCUGAUAAAGGACUGCAGCUGUCAGCCUUACUGACUCAGUUCGUGCUCUGCACGAGGCUGCAUUGUUCUCAGGCUGACUUUAUAAUGAAGAAACGCUCUGACU
This is a messenger RNA of Microtus oregoni (creeping vole), 4586 nucleotides long. RefSeq names its product kelch repeat and BTB domain containing 12 (gene Kbtbd12). Gene Ontology annotation, molecular function: protein binding. NCBI's taxonomy places the organism in Eukaryota, Metazoa, Chordata, Mammalia, Rodentia, Cricetidae. The record is from RefSeq and is a predicted model, not a curated record. Bases 155 to 2038 code for a protein of 627 amino acids. The transcript has 6 exons.